AUGAAGCUGCAGCCGCGCGAGCGUCGGCCGCGGUCGGACUACAUUCUAGACAACGCAGCUGCGUUACAGCUGGGGCAGCUCUACCUCGGUUGGGGCCGCAACAAAAGACGCUCGAAGCACAAGUGCGCAACACCCGCAGCUGUGUCGAAGCCGAAGGCGGCGCCAGCAAAGGCUUCCACAAAGAAGACAAGCAAGACAGCAGCAGAAAAAUCGUCGCAAGUGUCGACGAAGGCAGCGAAGGCAGCGCCACGCACGCCAGCAAAGCAGGUACCCGCAACGCCUGCCACACGUGCACCUCCAGUAGCGAAACGUCCUCCUGGAAGGCCGCGCAAAACGACACCACCGGCUGCGGCCGUCAAGAGCAUACCGCCCAAAACCAGAAGUCGCGGAUGUCCCGCGACGACACCAGCGAAGGCACCGCCAAAGGCGGCCACACGGGAUCGUGUGCGAUCCCGCAAGAACCCGAGCCCGGUGGUGAAGCCGAUCUCCUCCAAGGUGGUGGCUGCGGCGACGGCCGCGGCGGCCGCCGUGAGUGCCAGCGCCAAGGUCCCACCCAAGCCGCUGCCGCCCGCUCCUCGCAAGACCGCCAUGGUGCUCGCCACGAAGACGGUCCUGCAGCAGCACCGUCGAAGGGCAAACAACAAGGUACCACCAGUGAUCCCCAACCCGGUACCUACGCCGGCACUCUUGCUUGGCGCAGCAGAGCAGUCGAUCGACAGCGGCGAUGUAAACGUGCUAGUGCGCACCAUGAACGGGACAAGCUUCCGCCUGGCAUGCACCUCCGAGUCGAUCCUGUGGGACCUCAAGCGGCGCAUCCUGGAGGUCAUCAUGCCAUGGACGGCAUCGGCGCCUCCAGGCUCGAUGGUGCGCUUACCGAUGCUGGUCAUGAACGGACGUGCACUAGGGCCAGAGACUGCCACGCUAGCCGCGCUGCGCUUCUCGGCUGAGUCUACGGUCUACUGCUUUCCCGAGCCCAACUGA
Leishmania mexicana MHOM/GT/2001/U1103 is the source of this 981-nucleotide messenger RNA. RefSeq lists its product as hypothetical. Bases 1 to 981 code for a protein of 326 amino acids. The record is from RefSeq and is a predicted model, not a curated record. The transcript has a single exon. NCBI's taxonomy places the organism in Eukaryota, Euglenozoa, Kinetoplastea, Trypanosomatida, Trypanosomatidae.